AUGGGUCUAAUCCUCUCGUCUCCUAAGGUUUACAAGCCGGCGUCGGAGGUCGACCUCGGACCAGGCAGCGACGAGCUCUAUAUCAGUCCCAACGUCAAAGCGCCUCGGGUUGCCGGGCUUCCGGUGAAGAUCUUCGCGUGGGUUCUGGAGACGCCGAUCGUCGGCCCCGUCGUGCUGUACUUCCUCAAGAAAGACAAUCUCGUCAAUAAGCUUGUCUCCGACGCCGAGAUCCCGGAGCCGCCGUUGUUCACUGCGACACACCCCUUGAAAGACAUCCCCGAGCAGAAUGUGAACCAGGUGAAGCCCGGCCUGUCGCCGGCAGAGCGCGUCCAGGAGGCCGUCGGCUGCGUCCCUUCCCUCACCGAUCCACUGUCGCCGGGCUUCAAGCGCUGGACAAUCCGGGACUUCACCAAGGCCUACGUCUCAGGAGAGAUCACUCCUGUCAUGGUGGCGAGGAGGUUCCUGGCUGCGGUUGAGGACUGCUCGGGGCCUGGUCUCAACAUGGCCAUGUUCAUCAGCUACAACCCUGAGGACAUCAUCAGGCAGGCGGAGGAGUCUACCCUUAGAUACCACCAAGGGACGCCUCUGUCUGCCAUGGACGGGGUGCUGGUGGCAGUGAAGGACGAGAUCGACUGCAUGCCCUACCAAACAACCGGGGGCACGAGGUGGCUGGGGAAGGCGAGGCCGUGCGUCGCGGACGCGGCGUGCGUGGCGCAGCUGCGGGCCUGCGGCGCCGUCCUGGCCGGCAAGACCAACAUGCACGAGCUCGGCGCCGGCACCAGCGGCAUCAACCCGCACCACGGCUCCACCAGGAACCCGUACAACACAGGCAGGGUGUCCGGGGGCUCGUCGGGCGGGUCCGCCGCCGCGAUCUGCGCCGGACUCUGCCCCGUCGCCCUCGGCGCCGACGGAGGCGGAUCCGUUCGGAUGCCGGCCGCGCUCUGCGGCGUCGUCGGCUUCAAGCCCACCGUCGGGAGGCUCUCCAACUCCGGGCUUCUGCCGCUGAACUGGACGGUCGGCAUGCCAGGGAUCUUGGCGGCCUCGGUCGAGGACGCACUCGUCGCGUAUGCGGCCAUGGUUGACCAGUCUAGGCCAAGCCACUCCCAGCCUCAGCUGAAUCUGCCGUUGCUGACAUCCACCCGUUCCAUGCCGAACAUCAGGCUAGCAAGAUCCGCAAAGUGGUUCGACGACUGCUCGGAGGACAUCAGAAGCUGCUGCGACAAGGCUCUUCGGAUCCUGCGCGCGCAGUACGGCUGGGAGACUCUGGAGGUGACCAUCCCUGAGGUGGAGGAGAUGCGGCUUGCGCACUACGUGACCAUGGGCUCCGAGUGCUCCGCCUCGGUGGCCAAAUACGUCGAGAAGCUGAACAAAUCUCAUAUCGGGUGGGAUGUAAGGAUCGCGCUGAGCGCCUACGGGUCGUUCAGCAGCAAGGCUUACCUCAACUCGCAGCGGAUUCGGAGUCGUCAGAUGUACUUCCACGAGAAGAUCUUCGAGAUGGCCGACGCGAUCGUCACGCCCAUGACCGGUGUGACCGCAUACACACUGCAGGAUGACGCGUUGAGCACCGGAGAACUGGACUACAUAAAUGCAGCCGCACUCGCAAGGUACUCCAUCGCAGGGAACUUCCUCGGCUUGCCUGCCAUCACCGUAACGGCAGGGUACGACAGGGAUGGCCUCCCAAUGGGGCUCCAAUUCAUCGGGCGGCCAUGGUCGGAGGCGACGAUGCUGCACUUAGCCUAUGCGAUGCAGGAAGCAUGCUUGAAGAACUCCAGGAAGCCCAUGGUACACUAUGAUCUCCUCAAGACGAAAGAGUAG
Molecule: messenger RNA, 1815 nt
Organism: Lolium rigidum
Lineage: Eukaryota; Viridiplantae; Streptophyta; Magnoliopsida; Poales; Poaceae
Product: fatty acid amide hydrolase-like
Exons: 19
Coding region: 1-1815 (604 amino acids)
Molecular function (GO): catalytic activity
Source: RefSeq, a predicted model, not a curated record